Molecule: messenger RNA, 1431 nt
Organism: Penicillium coprophilum
Lineage: Eukaryota; Fungi; Ascomycota; Eurotiomycetes; Eurotiales; Aspergillaceae
Product: phosphatase PAP2 family protein
Exons: 2
Coding region: 1-1431 (476 amino acids)
Biological process (GO): sphingolipid biosynthetic process; inositol phosphoceramide metabolic process
Cellular component (GO): inositol phosphoceramide synthase complex
Molecular function (GO): inositol phosphoceramide synthase activity
Source: RefSeq, a predicted model, not a curated record
AUGGGAGCCGGGGCGGUCAUAGAACCGUUGGUGGUUAUUGUUCUCUUGUUUGGAGGUACUUGGAUUAACCGCUCUGUGGGAUCCUCGACUAAGUACAACACUCGACGGAACUCAAACCUUCGACGAGCCUCAUCUGAUUCCUUGGAGUCGGGAUACUCGAGCCAAUCGACAAAGGAUGGCUUACUGCGCUCUCGGUCUCAUUCACCACAAGCGGAAGAUCGAUGGCACAAGCGACAGGUUGGACUCCUGGGUGUGACCUUUGAGGUGUCCUCGCCAAAUACUAUUGUCUUCCAAGACCGCUUGCUCAGUCGGUUACUUCGAAAGUUUCCUUUCUUAGUGGAAUGUUGGUAUUGGGCCUUGGUUUACUGGGUAGGUCCGAUCUCUGAUUUUGCUUGUUGGAUUGAGGGAUUCCUCUUUAUACCGUUCACCCUAUCCCACCCAUGGCUCCGCAACAGGGAAGAGGUGAGAAGCUCACAGUUUAUGCAGACAUACCAGCUCGGUCGCGCGUUUACCGCCGUGACGCUGAAGGACGACACCGUCGAUGUUGCGAGGAAACAUGCAUUGCAACUAAUCGUGAUCGAGGAGAAGUUGGGUAUGUUCUGGGAAACCUCGAUUCAAAGUCACUACCUUCACCGCCCCCUUCUUAUGUCUUGGAUCAAUUGGAUAUACUCCUUUAUACACAUUCCUGGAACAAUCGCGUUUCUCGUCUGGCUCUAUUACUAUACUACCGUGCGGAAUCGGAUCGAUGAGACCCAGCCCGGAAAGCCCAAGGGAGCCACGAGCGGAUCGCCUGCAGGUCCUCUUCUAUACCAGGCGCGUCGGCGAACAUUGGCCGUGUGCAAUCUUCUCGCAUUUGUGGUUUUCACUCUUUGGCCUUGCAUGCCGCCUCGGUUACUAAGUGACACAACUGCUGAUGGCCAAGAUGCGGAUCUAGCCCGCAGUUAUGGCUUUGUGGAUACGGUGCAUGGCAUUAAUGGAUCGGGCAGUGUUUGGACGGAAAAUCGCUUCUGUAAUCAAUAUGCGGCAAUGCCUUCCUUACAUUUUGGCUACUCUCUAAUGAUCGGCCUCACAUUGAUAACAAUCCCUCUACCACAGCACCACCGGCACACAAUCCUGCGUACCAGGCUGACCCGCAGCCUAAGACUGGAACUCCCAUCGUGGCACCGCCUUGUUUGUGUCAUACUUGGCUUCCUAUAUCCAUUUACCAUCCUGGUAGCUAUCGUUGCCACGGCCAACCAUUUUAUUCUCGAUGCAGUCGCGGGAGCUGUGGUGUGUGCCUUGGGGUGGUAUUUCAAUGGGGUGUUGCUCAAUCUCUUGCCACUGGAAGACUACUUCCUUUGCCUCGUUCGAAUUCACAAACCGGAACCGUCACUUCUUGAUGUCACCGAAGAGGGCUACGCGAGUGAAAGUACUCUGGAACGUGGCAUUUGA